AUGGGCACCCUAACCGUGUUGCUACAAGAUGGGAUUGGUGGUUUAUAUGUCAAAGUUGAAGAAAGCUCGACUGUAGGAGAAAAUGAAGGAUGGGUGGAGAUCCCUCCCAUCCCUGGAGCUUUGGUCAUUAACGUUGGUGACACAUUACAGAUUCUCAGCAAUGGAAGGUACAGAAGUGCUGAACACAGAGUGCGUACCACAAGCAUGCAAUCAAGAGUGUCGAUACCAAUAUUCACAAUCCCACGACGGACGGAGAAGAUUGGGCCACUACCUGAGGUGGUGGAGCUCGAUGGGGUGGCUCAUUAUCGGGAGUUCAUGUUUGAAGACUACAUGAACAACUUCUUUGGACAAGCUCACGAUGGAAAGAAGUCCCUUGAUUUUGCUCAUAUCGGGAGUUCAUAUUCUUUUCUAUGUUAG
Messenger RNA from Ilex paraguariensis (yerba mate), 417 nucleotides. Lineage: Eukaryota; Viridiplantae; Streptophyta; Magnoliopsida; Aquifoliales; Aquifoliaceae. The record is from the annotation of a GenBank genome assembly.